AUGGCCAAAAAGAAGGGCGGCAAUAAUAAGAAGAAGAAUAACAACGCCAAAAGGGGCCCGGUAAACGACAACAAUCUUUCCAACCCAGAGGUUUCCAAUCCAGUCUCCGUCCCGGCGGAAUCCGAGGAACAUGGGGUCCCCGAUCCAGACAACAAGCCCGAUGCCGCGGAUGCUGAGAAGGACCAGACCCCAGCCCCAGAUGCGCCUCCGAAAGAGGACUCAAGCAGUGAAGAUGCUUCCUCGCCAGAGGCAGAAGCAUCUUCGGGUGCAACGACACCUCCUGAUACGGUAGAAGAGGCCAAAGCCGAAGGCGAGGCAGAGAAGCCUGCCGAAGAGGCUACUCCAGAAUCUGGCGAAGAAAAGCCAGCCGAAGAAUCAGCCGAGCCCGCCGCCGAAACGAGCGAACAAGCAGAGGCCGCCCCUGCUGAGAACGCUAGUGACGAAGCUCCAGCGGCAGAGCCUGCAGCGGAGGAAACUCCUGCUGAAGAGAAACCAACUGAACCAGCGGCUGAAGCCGAGCAGCCUGCCGAAGCAACAACCACAGAACCGACCGAGGAUCAGCCAGCUGCUACAGAGUCUCCUGAAACGGAAACCCCUGUAGAGCCCGAGGCAACGCCGGCGCCGACCGAAGAGUCCGCGCCAGAACCGGCCGCGGAGGCAGAGCAGCCUGCUCCCACAGAGGGCGAGGCAGCAGAUGCACCUGCCGCAGAAGCCGUGACUGAAGAAAUUCCUGCGCCCGCUGCGGAGGAAAAGGCUGCACCAGAACCAACCGAGGAACCUGCGCCUGAGCCUGCUGCCGAGACGCCAGCGGAAACACCAGCGGAAACACCAGCGGAGACGUCAGCAGCAGAAGAGGCCAAGCCCGCCGGAAAGAAGAACAAGAAGAAAGACAAAAAGAAGAAGAAGAAGGGCGGGGCGGCUGAACCAGAGCCAGCAGCAGAGCCCGAACCAGCAGCGGAACCAGAGCCAGCGGCAGAAGCAGCACCCGAGCCUGAACCAGCAGCGGAAUCCGAGGCUGCGGUAGAAACUGAACCGGCAGCGGAGCCUGAGCCAGCAGCAGAACCCGAGCCAGCGGCAGAGCCUGAGCCAGCGGCAGAGCCUGAACCUGCAGCAGAGCAACCAGCGGCAGAAGCAGCUCCUGAGCCAGAACCGGAGCCGAAGGCAGAAGAGCCCGAUCCAGCGGCAGAAGCAGCUCCCGAGCCAGAAUCAGAGCCGAAGGCAGAAGAGCCCGCAGCGGCUCCGGAGGAGCAGGCGGAGGAAGUCACACCAUCAGCUGGAAAGAAGAAGAAGAAAGACAAGAAGAAGAAGAAGAAGGGUGGAGCAACCGACUCGCCCCCACCCGAAGUGUCCGAACCUGAACAGCCAGCGCCUGAGCCAGCAGCAGCCGAACCUGAGCCAGCCCCCGAGCCAGCGGCGGAAGAAGCAGCACAGCCCGAGCCAACAGUGGAAAAAUCAGCACCUGAGCCUGGACCGGCAGCUGAGCCUGAAGCACCAGCAGAACCGGAACCAGUACCUGAACCAGCUGCAGAGCCGGAAACACCUACAGAGCCGGCACCAGUGCCUGAGCCAGCUGCAGAGCCGGAAUUGCCUGCAGAAUCUGAAUCAGUGCCUGAGCCAGCUGCAGAUUCAGAAGCACCUGCAGAGCCAGAGCCGGCACCUGAAGUAGCGCCUGAACCAGCAGCAGAACCAACACCUGAGCCCGCAUCUGAGCCCGCAUCUGAGCCCGAAGCUGUUGUAGAGGCUGCCCCAGAAGAGCCAGCGGCGCCCGCAACCGGGGGAGGAAAGAAGAAGAAGAAAGACAAAAAGAAAAAGAAGGGCCAACAGUCUCCGCCUCCCGAGAAGGUUGAGGAAGAGCCAGCUCCUGCUGUUCCUGCUGAUAUUCCCGCUUCUGACGCGCCUGUCGCUGCUGAUGAACCAACAACAACUGAAGAUGACAAGCCUGCUGAAGAACCUGUUGAGGAGGUAAAGGCUCCUGAGACAACUGAAGAGCCCGCUCUGACCGCUGAGCCUGCUGAGGAGGAAAAGCCAGCGGAGCACACCGAAGAACAUCCUGUGGCAGAACCAGCUGAAGAAGCUACAGCUACAGCGGCCACCGAUGACGCACCCGCGGCGGAACCUAGCGAGGCUGAGGCUCCAGCCCAGGAACCUGCUGUUGAGCAAGCACCUCCCGCGGAUCCAGUUGAAAAAGAGGUACCAGCGCUGGCCAUUGGGGAAUCCGAGCCUGCGCCUGCGCCUGCGCCAGCGGAAGAGUCGCCUGCUGUCGAAGUUGCAGAGCCAGCUGAUGCUGAACCGGUUGUUGAAGAAUCCGCACCUGAAGUUGCGGAAGUUGCGGAGACUGUUGCAGAGCCAGCUGAAAGUGCUGAACCUCAAGCUGAAGCGCCGCCUGAGGAGGAGAAGCCCACUGCGGAACCUGACGAAGCGGCAGCGCCCGAACCUACCGCUGAGGUUGCAGACGAAGCACCAAAGGACGUGGUCGAAGAGGCUGAGCCGACGCCUGCAGAACCGGAGAAACCUGCCGAUGAAGCUGCUAACGAAGAUGACUUCCCCGAGUGCGAUCCCCUGGCAGCGUCUGAUAAAGUCGAUGCAGAGAAUGAAGCAGCGGCGCAGCAGGCAGCAAGGGAUGCAGAGCUGGAAGCAGAAGAGGCAUCUAGACAAGCAGCCGACUUGAUUGACUUCGAUGAAGCUCCCGGUACGCCAGCUGAAAAAGAAGAGGAAGUACCUACAGCUCCUGAGGCGGAAGCGGUUGCGCCUGAGCCCGAGCCGACCGAGACUGCAGCUCCUGAGGUCCCGGCGGAAGAAGUGGUAGAGGCCAUAGUUGAAGAAACUGCGAAAGAUGCUCCUGACGCGGCCGACCCCGAAGCGCCAGCUGAGGCGGAACCCGAGGCCCCAUCUGUUGAGGAGGCCCCUGCGGCCGUGGUAGAGGAAGUCCCUGCGCCUGUGGUCGAGGAAGCCCCUGCGACUGUGGUAGAGGAAGCCCCUGUGCCUGUGGUUGAGGAAGCCCCUGCUCCUGUGGUCGAGGAAGCCCCUGCUCCUGUGGUCGAGGAAGCCCCUGCUCCUGUGGUCGAGGAAGCCCCUGCUCCUGUGGUCGAGGAAGCCCCUGCGCCUGUGGUCGAGGAAGCCCCUGCGCCUGUGGUCGAGGAAGCCCCUGCGCCUGUGGUCGAGGAAGCCCCUGCGCCUGUGGUCGAGGAAGCCCCUGUGCCUGUGGUCGAGGAAGUUCCAGCAGCGGAAGAGCCUGCGCCGAGCGAGCCUGUCCCAGAAGAACCGGCUGUGGAAGCUCCCGUUGACGAGGUCAAAGAACCCGAGGCCCCGGCCGAGGAAUUGCCCGUUGUUGACGAGACACCCGAGCCCCCAGCAGAGGAGACUUCCGAACCGGCAGCGCCUGCUGAAAUAGCACCCGCCGAAGACGAGGUCCUUGCUGAGGGGCCAGCCGCAGCUGUUCCCGAAGCUGCAGAGCCAGAUAGUGCGCCUGUUACUGAAGAAGCAGAGCCGGAGUCUGCGGUUACACGAGAAAUGCCUGAUGAGCCUGCUGUUGAAGCGCCAGCUGAAGAACCGCCGGUUGAGGAACAGCCUGUUGUGACGCCAUCUAUCGAGGAACCUGUUGCUGAAGAGGCUGCAGCCCCUGUCCCAGCAGUGGAACAAUUCCUCGUGGAGGAAUCCGAGGCUGAAGAGCCCGCUGAACCGGUGGCUGCCGAGGAACCUGCGCAGCCUGUUGAAGAGACAUCAAGGGGAUUGGACAUGUCUGACUCUCCAGCCACCUAUCUGAUUCCUGCUGCUGCUGUGGCCGCCGCUGCCGCUGCGUAUGGAGCGACCGAAUCCGAACAUCCAGCCGAUCCUGUUACUGCCGAGCCCACCAAAGAAUCGACCCGUGGACUCGAAGAAGAGUACGUCUAUGACGAGCCCUCGCCCAGGACGCUGGUGCCCGACACUUCAGCUGAAAUUGGUGGGGACGCUCCGGCAGAAGACAAGUACGCUUCUGCUCCCAGAGAAUCAUUGGAGCGUGCCAGGCGAAGAAGAAGAAAGUCGUACGUGUCCGAUCCCUACGAUGAACGACGGCCCUCCAAGGGCUCCUCGGAAGGACGCGAGCGUCGACAUGCCCAGCCUGCUCCUCCGCCUCCACCGCCGCAGAAGGCCGAGCGAAACAAAUUGAGUCAGCGAUGGUUGGAGGCCCUGGAGGAGUCAAGAAGGCAAUACGAAGAAAAAUCUCAACGCGAACUGCGCAAACUGCAGAAGCUUGCUGCAGAUGAAGAAAGAGCGAAACGGCAUGCGCGCGUUGAGCGGACCAGCAGCACCAGGGACAGAAGCACGAGGGAAAGAGAAUCCGUGCCCAAGGAGUCAAUACCGAAAAGUUCAGGAGGAGGUAGCCGCGACGGCGACCGGGCACCAUCUUCCAGACACUCUCAGUCAACCCCCUCCAAGCCCCGACACUUCUUAAAAUACGUCCCCUCGGAGGAGGAAGUUUCGAGCAAUGAGCCACUUCCCAAGGUCAAUGGCACCAAGGCUGCGGCGAACAUCCCCGAUAUGCCGCGCAGACGCUCGUCCACUAGCCAUCACUCCCAUGGCCACAGUCAUCGCCAUCAAAGUGAGGGACGGCCUUCAAUGGAACGGUCUAGUGGUUCUCGUCGCAGCAAGGAGGAAGAUCCUGCUCGGAUGGAAGCACGACCUACCACGGAAAGGCCCACUGGUUCCCAUCGUAAGGAAGAAGGCCGUGCCCGGGAAGUACGACCUUCGGUGGAGCGGUCCAGUGGUUCUCGCCGCAGCAAAGAAGAGGAUCCUGCUCGUGCGGAAGCCCGUAGGGCUCGGAGACAGUCCGAGGCGGUCGCCGAGGCGCGAGAAAUCGAGCACAAUGAGCGAGACGACCGCCGUUCAGACCGACGGGAGCGGCGCCGUGACGAGCGCGAGCGCCGCGACGAGUAUCAGGACGAGGCCCCUCGAUCCCGAGGGGACGACGCUGAACGUCGGCGGCAUCGUCACCAUCGCAGACGGGAGCCCACCCCGCCGCCCAGCGCAGCCACCAAGCUCAAGGGUAUGCUCAAGGCCGUCAUCGCGGCGCAUUGA
Aspergillus mulundensis is the source of this 5055-nucleotide messenger RNA. Its product is annotated as PE repeat family protein. The coding region runs from base 1 to 5055 and encodes 1684 amino acids. NCBI's taxonomy places the organism in Eukaryota, Fungi, Ascomycota, Eurotiomycetes, Eurotiales, Aspergillaceae. The transcript is spliced from 4 exons. The record is from RefSeq and is a predicted model, not a curated record.